This is a messenger RNA of Oncorhynchus masou masou (cherry salmon), 1712 nucleotides long. Its product is annotated as ferritin, middle subunit-like. Gene Ontology annotation, molecular function: ferrous iron binding; ferric iron binding. Gene Ontology annotation, biological process: intracellular iron ion homeostasis; iron ion transport. The coding region runs from base 249 to 491 and encodes 80 amino acids. Gene Ontology annotation, cellular component: cytoplasm. The record is from RefSeq and is a predicted model, not a curated record. The transcript is spliced from 4 exons. NCBI's taxonomy places the organism in Eukaryota, Metazoa, Chordata, Actinopteri, Salmoniformes, Salmonidae.
AAGCUGCUAUCAACCGGAUGAUUAACUUGGAGAUGUUUGCCUCCUACACCUACACUUCAAUGGCUUUCUAUUUCUCCCGUGACGAUGUGGCUCUGUCUGGCUUCGCGCAUUUCUUCAAGGAGAACAGCGACGAGUAGCGAGAGCACGCCGUCAAGCUCCUCUCCUUCCAGAACAAGAGAGGUGGACGCAUUUUACUCCAGGACAUCAAGAAGCCAGAACAUGAUGAGUGGGGCAAUGGGCUGGAGGCCAUGCAGUGUGCUCUGCAGCUGGAGAAGAAUGUGAACCAGGCUCUGCUGGACCUGCACAAGAUUGCCUCUGACAAGGUUGACCCCCAUCUGUGUGACUUCUUGGAGACCCAUUACCUGAAUGAGCAGGUGGAGGCCAUUAAGAAGCUGGGAGACCACAUCACCAACCUCAGCAAGAUGGAUGCUGUCAAAAACAAGAUGGCAGAGUACCUGUUUGACCAGCACACCCUGGGAGGCCAGAGCUAAACCACUUCCAUCCCCAGGCUACGGCCUCCAGCCUCAGACCAGGACUCCUGGCUUCUCUGAUAGAUCCUACUGGCUUUGCAUUUAUAGGGAGGGGAGAGUGUUAAACUGGUGUAUUGAUGUUUCUGUUGACAACACUACUUGUAUUUGAGGCAAGGCUUCUUGUAAAAAAAUAUCACUCAAGGUUGUUUUAAGUCUUGACCUGUAGUAAUGAAUGUUGUAUCAGUCUAUUCAGGUUCUUUGCGCUGUCUUACUUAUCAUCUUCAUAUCAGUGUUAAUUGUAGACCUACUAGUGGCUGAGGGUCAUGACAAUAGGAGAAGAUCAACAUGAGGUUUAUAAAGGAUGUUGCCUCUGACCACAGAGGGUGUCCUUUACUGUAUUUAUAAUAGUGCCAUGUCAAUUAAGCGACCAACUGUCAACACAAGCUCCAUAGGAUUGAAAUGGUUAAUUACAGUUGAUGUAGACCUUGACUCUGCAUCACAAGUUUAUUAGACAGCCUAGAGGUCAAUCAAACCUGUUAACCAGCUGUGAUGGGAAGUUCAGCUUUUACUGACACUUAAUAAAUAUGUACUCAUUUUAUUUUAGUUGAUAAUGCCCAAUUGUUUCCCUACAGUAAAUUAUGAACUGUAUGCUCCAAAUAGUAAUGAGUCUUCAAGCCUCUUGUUCACCAUAAGGGGCUAAUUGGAGCUGUCAUAUGGUUGCAGAGCUAUGAAUGUUGCUCGACAUUGUUAAUGUGUCCAUAUGGUACAUGAGUUCCUAGUGGAUAGACCACCUGGUUAAAAGGGAAAAUGGCCUAAUCAGCAAUUGCAUUUUUAAUAAUUGCUGCUAUAUUCUUUCCACAACUGCCACCAACAUUUUCAACCAAGACGUAUGGAAGUGUAUCUGCUAUUGCAACAGCUAAUGGGGAUCCUAAUAAAUUACCAAAUUGGGAUGAUUUGGGCUGCAGAAUGAAGGAAAAGCAGCCAACAGGUGCUCAGCAUAUGUGGGAACUCCAAGACUGUUCAUAAAAGCAUUCCAGAUGAAGCUGGUUGAGAGAAUGCCAAGAGUGUGCAAAGUUGUCGUCAAGGCAAAGCGUGGCUACUUUGAAGAAUCUAAAAUUGUAAAUAUAUUUUGUGUUUAACACUUUUUUGGUUACUUCAUGAUUCCAUGUGUUUUUUCAUAGUUUUGACGUCUUCACUAUGACUAUACAUUGUGGAAAAUAGUAAAUAAAAGUUGAAUGGGUA